Messenger RNA from Rubroshorea leprosula, 475 nucleotides. The record is from the annotation of a GenBank genome assembly. NCBI's taxonomy places the organism in Eukaryota, Viridiplantae, Streptophyta, Magnoliopsida, Malvales, Dipterocarpaceae.
GUGAUUUUGAUAAACUUAACCAUCAAAAUAUAAAUAUUGCCAUAAAUAUCCAAAUAGACAAAAAGAAACAAACUUAGUUCAAGACUAGAUACCCAACAACUUCAAUAGAUUCCUCAAAAAGAUACAGACAGACACCAAUAACAUGCAUAUCUGCUACAAGUGUCGUAGAAACUGCAUAACAUUACUUACAGGACUUACUAUGAAGAUUGCAUCUAACACAAACAGAUCUACUUUAGCAAGAGCGUUCCCAAAUCUUCUAGCCUUCUGCCAGUAGCUCCCUGGAGCAGAAGAUUAUGAGAGCAUGAAAACAUUAGCAAUAUUUUGGAAUUGUAAUUGACAAAACCAUUUAAAUGAAGUAUCGGAUGAUAAUUACCUUGUACAUAGUAUGGCAUGAUCAUCAAUCUCCAAGGAAGACAGGCUUCACUAACACUAUGGCGAGAAUGACAUUUGGAUGAACAAGACAUGAAACAGGGCU